CCACCAAGGCUCAGAAACCGCCUACAAAACGGCGCCCGGCGUCCCACGGAUCAAGCGACCCCCUAAAAAACCAACCGAAAAAGAAAAAAAAAAGAAGCAGAGAAAAAAGCUCUCGCGGCAUGGAUUCGCACGUAGGCAAGUUAUUCGAUUCGGUGGGCUCGAUCUUCCGCGGCAGCGACACCCUCCCCUGGUGCGACCGCGACAUCAUCGCUGGUUGUGAGAACGAGGUUGCGGAGGCUGCGAAUGAAGAACAGAAGAAUGAGAGCCUUAUGAGGCUUUCGUGGGCGCUUGUUCACUCCAGACAGCCUGAGGAUGUGAACCGCGGCAUUGGAAUGCUUCAAGCUUCUUUGGACAGGUCUACCAGUCCACUGCAGACAAGGGAGAAGCUCUACUUACUGGCUGUUGGACACUACAGAACUGGUGAUUAUACAAGGAGUCGGCAGCUUUUGGAAAGAUGCUUAGAGAUUCAACCUGACUGGAGGCAAGCUCUCACUUUACAAAGGCUUGUUGAGGACAAAACCAGAAGAGACGGUAUGAUUGGCAUGGCUAUUGUCACUGGUGCCUUCGGACUUGUGGGACUUGUUGCUGGUGGAAUCAUCGCUGCCGCUUCUUCUUCAUCCUCAUCAUCUAGGAAGAAAUGAGGAACCCAUAUCAAGUGAAUAAGAUGUCAAGAUGGGCAAGAAAUCGAUGUAAAUAUGCGCAUCUUGCUGUCAUACUUGUUGCAACCGUAUACUCACGUCUCCAUUUUUCAGUCCUUUUACCAUGAGUUCAAACAGGAGACAUCACAUGCCUGCAUGUUAAACAUCAUGGAAGAUGAGGAGGCUCCUGUUAUGAGUUGCAAUCAGGAUUUACGUAACCUUGUGGUUAUCAUGGUUAUCAUGUGCAGUAAUUUUCUCAGUUUUUGAAACCACGGUAAACCUCGCGGUGGCCGCACGGUUACCACGAUAACCAUCUUACCGUGGGGUGGUUGUAACCCCGCUCAAAAUGGUUUGGUAAACCUGGUUGCAAUCCUUCAGUACUUGAACUGAUGGCUACUACCUUAAAUUGUGGAGUAAAAUUUUAAUUAACUAGAUAAUGUCUCGUGCUUUGUUACAGGAUAUAUGUUAAAUAUUAUAGAAAUGAUAAAAUGAUUUGAAUUGAAAUAUUGUGAAAAUGAUUUGAGAACGAUGAUUUAGCAUGUGUAUAUUGAGUUUUAGAAUGAAAUAAAUUGUAGAUGUAAUUACUAUAUGCAUACUUACAUGUUGAGUUUUAGGUGAUUACGGAUUA
Oryza sativa Japonica Group (Japanese rice) is the source of this 1266-nucleotide messenger RNA. RefSeq names its product mitochondrial fission 1 protein A. Gene Ontology annotation, biological process: autophagy of mitochondrion; mitochondrial fission; peroxisome fission. Gene Ontology annotation, cellular component: mitochondrial outer membrane; peroxisomal membrane. The record is from RefSeq and is a predicted model, not a curated record. Gene Ontology annotation, molecular function: protein binding. Lineage: Eukaryota; Viridiplantae; Streptophyta; Magnoliopsida; Poales; Poaceae.